CACACACUCACACACUCAUACACACACAUUCAAAUACACAGCACACCCUGAUAGACUUAAACACACACUCGCUCAGAUGGAAAGUUUGACUCUGGAGCCAUGAGUGUGGUGAGAGAAACAACAUCACUGACCCAACCACUGACAUCCUCCAAACGGCACAAGAGUGUGAGAAAGAGCUCCAGGAAGAUCUACACCCCUUACCAGGACAAUCCAGUUUCCUCGGAUGAUGAAGAUAAGGAUGCAGAGCGGGUGGACAGUAAUGAUCCUGAGGAAAUGUUCCAGAAUAUUCAGUACCAGAAGGAAAUCAUCGCCAACAUCCGAACACGACCGUGGCCAAUGAGACGCAAGCUCAAAGUCUUAAAGCAGGCCAGGGAGAUUGUGCUGAAGUAUGAAGGUAGGCUGACGAGGACACGAGGAUACCAGGCUGCAGGCGCAGACCUAUUAAAGAAGCUUUCAAGAGUUCUCUACAACAUCCUUGUUUUAUUCAUCCCAUGGGAAGUGAGGAUUAAAAAGAUUGAAAGUCACUUUGGAUCCGGUGUCGCCUCAUAUUUUAUUUUCCUACGGUGGCUAUUUGGGAUUAACAUCGUCCUCACAAUUAUGACUGGAGCCUUUAUUGUCCUUCCUGAGCUCCUCGCCGGUGCUCCUUUUGGCACCACACGCAGCAAAACCAUCCCAAAGGACCAAAUCGCUUCAGCUCAGGACCUUGACACCAUCUGGUCACUCGGGGGUUACCUGCAGUAUUCUGUGCUUUUCUAUGGCUAUUAUGGAAACGUGCGUAAGAUUGGCAGCGCCGGAUAUCGCCUGCCCUUGGCCUACUUUCUUGUUGGGAUGGCUGUUUUUGCCUACAGCUUCAUCACUCUCUUAAGAAAAAUGGCAAAAAACUCACGGUUGAGUUUAUCCAGUGCGUCCAGUGAGAACUACACCUUCUGCUGGCGAAUCUUCUGUGCCUGGGACUACCUGAUCGGCAAUCCCGAGGCUGCUGAGAGCAAAGGAGCAGCAAUAGUCAAUAACAUCAGGGAGGCCAUUGUGGAAGAGCAAGAGAAGAAGAAGGAGACUAGCCUAGCAGUUUUGAUCAGUUUGCGGAUUCUGGCCAACAUCCUGGUCCUGCUCUCACUGGCAGGCAGCAUCUACAUCAUCUACUUUGUUGUGGACCGCUCACAGAAGCUGGAGCAGCAGAAAGCAGAGCUAACCCUGUGGGAAAAGAAUGAGGUGAGUGUAGUGGUGUCCCUCAUUACUAUGAUCGCUCCCUCUGCCUUUGAGCUGGUGGCCCAGUUGGAGAUGUAUCACCCAAGAACCAGCCUUCGUUUCCAACUUGCCAGAGUGCUGGUGUUGUAUCUUGGAAACCUCUAUAGUCUGAUAAUUGCCCUGUUGGACAAAGUGAAUAGCAUGAGCUCUGAGAUUCCAGGAAACUGGUCUGACUCCACAUCAUACCUGGCCACCAUUUCCCAGCCUGCAGAGACCAACCUGUCCACCAUCGUCCCCGAAAUCACUGAAGGAAGGAAUAGCACUUUCACCAUGGCUGUAAUGGACCUGAACCGCACCACCAUCAAUGUCAAGCACAGUUUUGUGUCUGGACCAUCAGCACCAGUCCUUGCCGGAACGAACCAAACCAUACUAUAUGAAUACAAUGGUAAAUCCCAGCAGGAUCAGUGCUGGGAGACCUAUGUUGGGCAGGAAAUGUUGAAGCUCUCGAUCAUUGACAUGAUCUUCACCGUGGCUAGCAUUUUGCUGAUCGAUUUUAUCCGGGGCCUGGUGGUUCGAUACCUGAGUGACUGCUGCUGCUGGGAUUUGGAGAGCAAAUUUCCUGAAUAUGGUGAAUUCAAGAUAGCUGAAAACGUCCUACAUCUAAUAUAUAACCAGGGAAUGAUAUGGAUGGGGGCCUUCUUCUCACCCUGCCUGCCUGCAUUCAAUGUACUAAAGCUUAUCGGACUCAUGUACCUGAGAAGCUGGGCUGUACUCACCUGUAACGUUCCUCAUCAGCAGGUCUUCCGGGCUUCCAGAUCUAAUAAUUUCUACCUGGCCAUGCUCCUUUUCAUGCUCUUCCUCUGCAUGCUACCAACUAUCUUUGCGAUUGUGAGGUAUAGACCGUCGCAGCACUGCGGACCUUUUAGUGGUCAAGAGAAGAUCUACGACAUCAUCUCCGAGACAAUAGAGAAGGACUUCCCUGCUUGGUUUAGUAGGGUGAUGAGUUAUGUCACAAGUCCUGUGGUGGUUCUGCCAGCUCUCUUGCUUCUCUUCAUGCUGAUCUACUAUCUGCAGUCCAUUGCCAGGUCUCUCAAGUUCACCAACAACCAGCUACGAAUGCAGCUUCAGACAGAACGCACAGAUGACAAGAAGAAAGUGUUUCAUUUGGCUGCAGUAGCACGUCUCCAGCCACCUGAGGGUGGUGAGCAAAAACCUGAGCAGGAGAGUGACAUCACCAGUAUGGAGUCACCAGCGCGGUCUGCUUCGCCUCCACGUCGCAAUGGUAGCGUCAACAAAAUCCUUUCGCCUGGCCGUCACAGCAACAGCAUCCGCACGAUUGCUCAGUCAGCCUCUCGGCCUGAAGACAGGAGUCCAUCCAUCCUUGUGAGACCCAAGCCUAGCAGUGCUUACAGAGUAUUCAGCAGCCCCUCCGUUCCACAGAGGGAGAUUCAAAGGGUGGAGUACAUCCCCAUCAGGCAUCCAGCCUAUCAAGGCCGCUCUAAAUCAUACCACCACAUGGCCUAUAAUCCUUCUGUGCGUUUCUCUGAGAGUGUCCAUUCAGACCCGGUGUUCAGGAAGAGCCUCAGGCCCAUGCACCCAGAGCCUGGUAUUGUCACAGCACAGAGCUACCUGGGCCGGCGUGCUCACACCACCCGGUACGUCAUCCUAAACGAGCAUGAACCACGCAAGAAGGUUAUGCGUUCCACCAUGCGUCUGCCGAGGCACUAUCGUGUGGUGGAUGAGCCAACUGAGAUCGUGGAGCUUUACCCUCGUAAUGUGAAGUGCUACAUUCCCCGAAGUCAGCAGCCCCACCUCAGUGAAGAAGAGGAGGAAGAUGAAGCUAACGAUGGUGGAAAGCGAGGGUCUUUAGGGCAUUCACAUCGGCCUAAGUCACUCUCUGAUCUCCAUCAGAGAUCACCAGCACGCUUUUACAUUGGCGAAACUCUGGACAGCCGUCUAGCACGAAGAGUGUAUGGAGAGGAAGAAGAAGAUGAUUAUCUCGAGUGGGAGGAGGAAGGCCCUCGUAGCCGCACACGGACGAGUAUGAAAGUCACGGAAACACCACACAGGCAUGGAGAACCUCACGUCAAGCCUAAGAACAAACGCAAAGGGGAGCCGUCACUGACAGAGUCGGAUUCGGCCUCGCUGGAGUCCAGCAGUGACCAACAGAACAGCAGCACUGACCAGUACAUCCAAGUCAUCCACAACAAAGAGAAAUACCUAAAACACAACACUAAAGUGACUAAAAAGAAGUCGAAAACCAGUGCUGAACUGAACAUGACUGGAUCAAAAGAUCUUGUGUGCUCAAAUGUUUGACUACAAAUAUUGCGUAUAUUAUAACAACACUGAAAAUUCCAGUAGUUGUGUUUUAAAGCACAUAGGUAAGGUACACGUAGGUAAGACUACAGCAAGCAAAAUGUAAAUGUAAAAUAUAAUUUAUUCCCUAUAUGAUAUUAUAAAGUGAUAUUAAGAGCAUAUAUACAGUAUGUAAUCAAUAGACUAAUCAGAACUGAAUCUUCCUGUUGCUUAAAUGUGCUAAUUCCUAUGAAAGACACAAAUUAUUUUCCAGAAAUGUUUUUCAGAUCACAGAUAAUUCAAAAUGUUUGAUUGCAAUAUACAUGCUGGAUAACGGUAAAUGUUGAUCUUUUCUUCUUUAUGAUAGAAGAACUACAUACUUUGUAAAUUAGAUAGAAUGAAAAAUCUAAACUUGAGAAAUACCCAUGCCUAUUAUACGCUUAUUUACACUUUUUUCUAAAUUAGGUAGUAUGGCAUUCAAGUAAGGACAACUUUGUGGCCAUAUUUAUUGAACUUUUUCACAUUUUGGACCAAUAUUGAAUAGCAUCUAGGCAUUUUGUUUUCAUCUACAGCUCAAAUCGUGCUUUAAACUCCUGCUGGUCUUCCUUCAAAUCUGCAUUUUGCUGAUGUGAACAAAAUAGGAAACUAUGAUGCAACAAUUCUCAAGGGUGCAUGAGUUUAGAAGCUGAGCAGAGAGACAAAAUGGGGUCACCAACUUGAUGCUUCAUUACUCAGUCAAAACCUUUUGCAAAUGCAAGGCGCUGACCAGUGAAACUGUGAAACCAGGUUUCAUGAAAAAUGUGUAUGAAUUCUAAUAAACAUGGGUAAUGUAGGUGGAUUCAGUUGCUAAACAAAUGAAGUCAUAAAAACAUCCUGAUGCUAACCUUGCAGAUUGUUUCAUUACAAAUUUUUAACUGUACGACCAUGCUGGCGAAUAAAACUGAGUAAUUUUGUCAGUCCCGGUAACAAAUUGCUCAAGAUUAUUUCUUAAUGUAUAUAAAUUUAUGAUUUUGAAAAUAAAGUGUUUUUAGA
Messenger RNA from Hemibagrus wyckioides, 4512 nucleotides. Its product is annotated as transmembrane channel-like protein 3. The transcript has 23 exons. Lineage: Eukaryota; Metazoa; Chordata; Actinopteri; Siluriformes; Bagridae. Gene Ontology annotation, molecular function: mechanosensitive monoatomic ion channel activity. Gene Ontology annotation, cellular component: plasma membrane. The record is from RefSeq and is a predicted model, not a curated record. Bases 100 to 3501 code for a protein of 1133 amino acids.